AGACCCAUUCAAACUUUAAUAGUCUUACUAUCAUUUUGUACGUUCCGGAUGCUCAUAGUAAAAUGACUGUUUAUGGAAAUUGUAUAAAUCAUAAUUCCUACUUCACAAUCAGAUUUGAUUUUAAAAUGUUAAAUGCAAAAUACGACAAAAAUGAUCUUGUCAAUGAGGUUGUUAAGAUUAUUCAUAACAAUGAUCUUAAAGAUGAAAAUUGCAUAGUUGGUAUUGAACUUGGUCUAGAAAAUAAUGGUUUAAUAUCAAGGCCAACCCUUUCUUUCGUUGACAACAUUUCUUGUAAAAUAAAAGAGUGA
This is a messenger RNA of Racocetra fulgida, 308 nucleotides long. The record is from the annotation of a GenBank genome assembly. NCBI's taxonomy places the organism in Eukaryota, Fungi, Glomeromycota, Glomeromycetes, Diversisporales, Gigasporaceae.